UCCCCUCCUAGGUUGCUUAUGAAUAUGCUGAAAAGCGUGAGUCCCAGCAACACACUGCAUGUGCCUUCCUUUUCAGAAACAAUUACUUUACCUCAUUUAUCCAUAAUGGAUGCUACUGCCUCUUGGUUCCCUUAAAAGACUUUGUAGAGGGACUUUACUUUCAAAAUACUUUUUUUUUUUUUGUGUGUGUGUAUGUAAUUAUCUUUAUUCAUAUACUAGUUCAGAUGCCUAUAGGCUAUAUGUGCAUUUCUCUGUAUUUUCAUAUAUAUGUAGACAGAUAAUAAGCAUCUUGAUAAUUAGAAUGAAACUAAACUCUUCGUUCUGUUUUAAAUUGUAUUUUACAGGUGGUAAUUAUUUUACUGGUGUUUUUCCAUGAUGACUACAAACUUCUAGGAUUUAGAACCGAGUUUACUGUGUCUUGAUCAACAUUAAGCUUGUGAUUUGACCCUGAAUGUCUCUCCAUAGCACGCUGAAGUCAACAUAGAUGUCAGGACUUAGAAUGCCUAUAGGGGCUGCUGACAAACUACCACAUUCCUUUUUUUUUUUUUUUUUUAUUUAUUUUUAUUUUAGAGGCUUGAUAGAGGCAUCACCUUUUCUUAAAAGAUGCUUGUCACUUUAUGAACUUACACUGCUCUCCAGUGUAGCGACCUGGGAUGCCAUCAGGAGCUCGAAUGCCCCAUCAGGGGGCUCCCAUGGGUCCCCCAGGUCCUCCAUACGUUGGAAGCCCCUCAGUGCGACCUGGGAUGCCCCAGACCGUGAUGGAAACAACAAGAAAACGCACUGCACCACAGCAGGUCCAGCAGCAGCAGGUGCAGCAGCAAGUGCAACAGCAGCAGCAAGCCACUCAGAACCGAACCAGGAGAUCCGGGAGCUGGUUCCUGAGUCCCAAGCCUACAUGGAUCUGUUGGCCUUUGAACGCAAACUAGACCAGACCAUUAUGCGGAAGCGUGUGGAUAUUCAGGAAGCGCUGAAGAGGCCAAUGAAGCAAAAGCGGAAACUGAGACUUUACAUCUCCAACACAUUUAAUCCUGCAAAAUCUGAUGCUGAUGACUCUGACGGCAGCAUUGCUUCAUGGGAGCUGCGAGUGGAGGGGAAGCUCCUGGAUGACCUCAGCAAACAAAAACGGAAGUUUUCGUCUUUUUUUAAGAGUUUGGUUAUUGAGCUGGACAAAGAUCUUUAUGGACCUGACAACCAUCUUGUGGAGUGGCACAGAACUCCUACAACCCAGGAAACGGAUGGCUUCCAGGUGAAAAGACCUGGUGAUGUCAGUGUGCGGUGCACAUUACUCCUCAUGUUGGACUACCAGCCUCCACAGUUUAAACUGGACCCACGACUAGCCCGUUUGCUGGGCAUACACACACAGACCCGGUCAGCCAUCAUCCAGGCUCUCUGGCAGUACAUCAAAACAAACAAGCUGCAAGACUCCCAUGAUAAAGAAUACAUUAACUGUGACAAAUACUUCCAGCAGAUCUUUGACUGCCCACGGCUAAAGUUUUCUGAAAUUCCUCAGAGACUCACUAACCUGCUGCUGCCACCAGACCCUAUAGUGAUAAACCAUAUAAUCAGUGUUGACCCAAACGAUCAGAAGAAGACAGCUUGUUAUGACAUAGAUGUAGAAGUUGAAGACCCAUUAAAGGGACAGAUGAGUAGUUUUCUUCUCUCAACAGCUAACCAACAGGAGAUUACAGCAUUGGACAACAAGAUUCAUGAGACAAUUGAAUCUAUAAAUCAGCUAAAAAUACAACGUGAUUUCAUGCUGAGUUUCUCCAAAGAUCCCAAAGGAUACAUCCAAGACCUUCUCCGGUCCCAAAGCAGGGAUCUUAAGGUGAUGACUGAUGUAGUUGGAAACCCAGAGGAAGAACGCAGAGCUGAAUUUUAUCAUGAGCCAUGGUCUCAAGAGGCUGUGAGCAGAUAUUUCUACUGCAAGAUCCAGCAGCGCCGGCAGGAACUGGAACAAUCUCUGGGAGUGCGCAACACAUAAGUACUGUUCACAAGAUCCCAUUGGCAUCAUGACCACCAAACCAGUGGACUUCCCAGUGUUACUUAGCUCACUGUUACACAUGGACCUGCUUGCUGACUGGAUGAGAAUGUACCAUCAGCACACCAGUCAGAACACCAGCUUUGAGUGACCCUUGAAAAUCUUGCCCAUGGGGUGUGUCUCAAACAAUUCAAGGCCAGAGACAGCGCCAUACAGGUGUCAGUGUUAAAGAAGAUUAAAGGUUCAUUCAUCAACGCA
Molecule: messenger RNA, 2236 nt
Organism: Pezoporus flaviventris
Lineage: Eukaryota; Metazoa; Chordata; Aves; Psittaciformes; Psittacidae
Gene: SMARCD3
Product: SWI/SNF related, matrix associated, actin dependent regulator of chromatin, subfamily d, member 3
Exons: 12
Coding region: 485-1981 (498 amino acids)
Biological process (GO): regulation of transcription by RNA polymerase II
Cellular component (GO): nucleus; SWI/SNF complex
Source: RefSeq, a predicted model, not a curated record